This is a messenger RNA of Leguminivora glycinivorella, 2740 nucleotides long. RefSeq lists its product as uncharacterized. The record is from RefSeq and is a predicted model, not a curated record. The transcript has 4 exons. Lineage: Eukaryota; Metazoa; Arthropoda; Insecta; Lepidoptera; Tortricidae. Gene Ontology annotation, cellular component: LUBAC complex. Gene Ontology annotation, biological process: proteasome-mediated ubiquitin-dependent protein catabolic process; protein linear polyubiquitination. The coding region runs from base 135 to 2363 and encodes 742 amino acids. Gene Ontology annotation, molecular function: ubiquitin binding; ubiquitin-protein transferase activity; nucleic acid binding.
GUUUUCGUGAUGUUUUGCUUAUGUUUUGAAUUGUGUUAAGUUUCUGACUUUAUUUUGUUUCGGUAAUUUUGGACUGAUAAUAUUAUUAUGGGAUUUCAUUAGUCAUCGAAUUUCCUAACCGGCAAGGUAGAAUUAUGGCACCCGACUCGAUAGGUGAUAAUGAUAAGGCCGAGGAGCUACCACUAGCGCAGAACGCCCAAGUCGAAGACUCGACUUCAGCAGUGGGAUAUCCUAAGGCUUCGGAUGGUGCGACUAAUGAACAAUGGCAUUUGUUGAUGCAAACACAAAACACCCAGAUGAUGGAAUUAAUUAGUAUGAUGAAUGAACCGCCGCCAAAUGUUUGCAAAGGCCAGAAACCAGAGUCUGCAUCCAUUACCCAUACCUGGCCCGACUUUAAUCCCGAAGAAGAGGGAGCAGACGCGCUGGCAUGGUGCAAAGCGGUUGACUUUUGCCUAGGGCAACACCCCCUUCAAGGCGCCGCCCUCAUUACUGCUCUGAGCAAGUCAUUAAAGGGCAGCGCAUCAUCCUGGCUACCCCAGGUGACAUAUGAGGACAUGACCUGGAACGACUUUAAAUUUAAUUUCCUCGCCUGUUACGACUCGCAGAAUACGUGCGCGGCAACAAUGAUAAGUAUUAAUAACAGUCGCCCUAAGGAAGAAGAAUCGUACGCCGCUUAUGCCAGCCGGAUAGUAAACUCAUUACUAACAAGAUGGAAAGAUUUAUCAGCGGAACAAAUCGCAGUUUCUUUUGCGCUAGCUCACAUUUCCCGAUUCGACAGCAGAGUUCAGAGAAUGGCUCAUGUGCUGGAAAUAACAACACAGGAUCAUCUUUUCCAGGAGCUGUCAGGGUUUUCUUAUUUGAAACACAAACUACAAACAAAUCCGAAUGAAAGUGAUGAUGUAACUCCGCAAAAACAAGUUAAAAAAGUUCCUAUACAUAUACAACGCCCUGCUAAAAAGCGGAAUAGUAAGAAACAUACGACGGCUACUGCAACAUCAAGUAAGUCUGAUGAGAACAUUGUGCCCGAGAAUUUUUACGAAUUAAAACCAAAUGCUGACGAGAAUAUGCUUAAAAUUAAACUAGUUAAAAGUAGUAAUAUAACUAUUGAACGGCCGGCCAAAAAGCGUAAAGGCUCGAAACCUAAAACCGCCACGGCAACUUCUAGUAACCCAAUGGAUAUGAUGCCUGAGAUUUGUUAUCAUUGCGGCGAAGGGGGGCACAACGCCAUUGAGUGCCCGAAGACUGACACUGCCAGCGGCCUGUCGGAGCCGGGGCCUAGUAGGUCAGCUGGUACGCAGCGCCACAUGGACUCCGGUGAACACGAUUGUGUGUGUUGUGGGCCACAACCUGCUACGAAAACCUUACGUCAGCCAGAAACAAUUAGCUACACGGAUGUGCUCGCGGGGCCGUCCUCAACAGCAACAAAUGGUAUUGUAUAUAUAGAGAUUUCAACAACAGAAAAUAAAGACCAUAACGUCCAACAAUCAAACAGGGAAGAUGUGAAUGUGAUACCCGCAGUUUCGCUCCUAGAACCAUCGCAAACAGCUCCAAAGACUAAUAACAAUAAGGCAGCCAACAAGUACGUCGAAGACGUAAAUCAAAACGUAAUCCAAGCAAAUGUGGAAAAUAGUACAACCGAUGUGUAUGCCGAGUUAGUCCUUUUAGAGCAACGCUCACUGGUUCCUAAUACUGAAGAGAUUGAGUGUGGAGUAUGUAUAGACACGUAUCAACCUGGUCAAGGGGUGAUUCUCAGGGAAUGUGUUCACGCGUUUUGCAAAGAAUGUCUCUCAGAUGUCGUGAAGCACUCCGAGGAUCCGGCAGUGUCAUGUCCCGCCACGGGCUGUCCUGGACUGCUGCAGCAGAGGGAAAUCCGCGCACUCGUAUCACCAGAAGAUUAUGAGCGAUGGCUGGCGAAAGGACUUGCGGCCGCAGAGAGCGGCGCUCGAAACGCAUUCCACUGCCGGACCACCGACUGCCAAGGGUGGGCGAUGUGUGAUCCAGAUGUUGCAAGGUUUCACUGUCCUGUUUGCGACGUUAUAAACUGCGUUACUUGUCAGGCGAUUCACGAGAAUGAAACUUGCGCAGAGUAUCGAGCUAAGCAAAGACCGACUGACGAACAGACCAAAACAUACCUCGAUAGCUUGUUGUCGCGCGGGGAAGCAAUGCGGUGUCCAGAAUGCAGUGUCAUUAUAACAAAGCAGUUGGGGUGCGACUGGCUCAUGUGCACGGCCUGCAAGACCGAGAUCUGCUGGGCCACGCGCGGCCGGCGCUGGGGCCCGCGCGGCCGCGGCGACAACAGCGGCGGCUGCCAGUGUCGCGUCAAACGGAAGAAGUGCCAUCCAAAUUGUCACGAUUGCCAUUAGAUUUAUUAUAGUUUCACUAAUUGUUGUAUUGUUUGAAACUUAAAUAUUGAGGUUCAGGCCUUGGCCUCCGGUUGAUGCUGUAAACUGCAAACAGCAUCAAGUUUGUUGAUUUCCUAUAUUGCCUAAGUGGCCCAGUGAACCAAAUGCUCAGAAUUAAACUUUCCAGUUUUUAUCAUUAAGACGCACCAGGAGGGGUCAUUUCUCGGUGUUUCCUCCCUGUGAAUUUUGAAGCUCAAUAAUCAACACAGAUUAUUAUUAAUAUCAAUAUCUGUUUCAGACAAUUUAGCUUACCUAUUUAAUUUAAUUAUGUUUUUGUUUUUAUGGUGCCAGACCAGAGUCUUUCAAAAAGUGCCUAAUAAAUUAUACUGUAAACCUAU